Messenger RNA from Oryzias melastigma (Indian medaka), 4401 nucleotides. Its product is annotated as zinc finger protein 518B. Lineage: Eukaryota; Metazoa; Chordata; Actinopteri; Beloniformes; Adrianichthyidae. The transcript is spliced from 3 exons. The coding region runs from base 427 to 3162 and encodes 911 amino acids. The record is from RefSeq and is a predicted model, not a curated record.
UAUCGCGGUGCCGGAAAGGCGUGUGUGUUGUAACUUUAUCGCCUCGCUCUGUAUUUUCUAAGUUAUUUCGUCUUUGUAAGCUGUCGUGCGUCACAUUAAGUCAAAUCACUCAACGCUGCUUUGCUGUUUACAGUUAUCGCGGCGCUGAAACCGAGCCGAGGCGAGCCGAGCCGCGCCGCGCGUUCGCUCCCUGCCGGGACAUGUUAGCCUCCGCCGCUGCUGCAUGUCCGCGGCGUCUCUCGGCUGUGAGGACUUUGUUGUGGUUGAACUGCACAAUGGAGUCUCGAAUAUCCGAUCGCUCCGCUUCCCGUAGGACUGGAGUUUGUCUGUUAAAGCCCCGCAGAUGUUUCUGCGGGGCUUUAACGCACAGGGCUGACACAUAGACCGAAGAGUGUUUUCCUGGAGGUUGUUGAAACCUACAAAGACAUGGAUUUGGUGAACAUUUGUGCAACCACCUCCGCCGGAGAAAACAAAGGGCGAGUCAACAAGCAGCAUAAAAACUGGCACAAGCGGCUCCACCUCAGGAAGACUGGCGUCCAGCCCCCAGCUAUGCAAAGCCAAGAUAAGCAUGGACCAAAGAAGAUAACCGGGGAGUGGGAGCAACCCCCAGCGUGGCCUUCAUCAAAGAAGCCUCCCCAGGAAGCAGCACAGAGCUGGCACAGCACUCAUUCCAGCGCAAAUACUCUCAGGUUUGCAUGCUCUCAAUGCAAAGACAACUUAGAAUAUGUUCCAAAAGAUCUGGUCAGACACUUUGAGGAGAAACACAGUGGAAAGCCGCCGGUCUUUUCCUGCCACAUGUGCACCUUCAGCACACAGGAGUUCUCAUACCUUCAUGUUCAUCUUUUAAGCCACAGUGACUCUUUCUCUAGUUGCACUAUGUGUAAUGACAACGUUCAACGCUCAUGGCCUGAAUUCAGAGCACACAUGACAAUGCAUCACUGCUCCAGCGGCAAAUAUUCCUGUGAAAUGUGUCAUGCGUUCUCCACCGGUGACAUUCACGUGUUUCUGCAACAUCUACACGGACACAACGUGGAGCUGGGGGAAGCAGACGUGCAGCUAUCGCAGCACAACCAGGACAAAAAUCUGCUGCUGGCCGCCAAGACUUUCCAUUGUCGAUACUGUGGGUUUGAGGCCUCCAGGAAAAUGCUGAUUACCAAGCACGUCAAAGCUGUGCACGUUUGCCAGAAUGGUAACCAGUGGAAGGAGAAGAGGGGCGUUCAUCCCAUAGCAGUGAAACCACAAGACAGGCUCCUCAGAACCAAGCCCCGGUUAACGAGAAGUGCAGUCAAAGGCACAUGCUGGCUGUCACAGAACUGUCUGUCCUUGCCAGGUAGGGAGUUUCUGGAUAAAUACUGCCAUCUGUCUGAUCCGAAAACAACACUAGAGGAGACAGAACAGUUUCUGAUGAGAUCUGUCACUGGAGAAACCGAUGACCAGAAGUGGACCAAGGCUUUGAAAUCGGUUUUGUCUAAUGUUCCUCAAGACCUUCACCCAAAGGGGGAAAAUGGCGUCUUACUGAACCCCUCAGAUCUGACGGUCCUCACUGUGAAGAACAAAAUCACCCUGGCUCAGAAUGGGGCUACUUAUUCCAAAAGGUUGAAAAUGAUGGCGUCCGCAGAAAAGGACACUGCUGGAGGUGCAGUGGGCGAGUCUGCACGUGGCGCCACAGAGAACGGUUUGAGAGAUCAGACCGUCUGUCCUGAGCCUGAACGUGGUCCCUGCUCUGACGUCUCGCCGUCUGCUCACACUGAGCCCGCUCCGACGCUUCCAAUGCAGCCAAACAAGGACAACUUGGAACUAAAAUCACUUCAGGUUGUUGAGGAGCUGUGUGAAAAGCUGGGAGAGCAUGGAAUCAGGACCUCCAGUGAUCUGAAAUUAACAGGUGUAAAUGCAAAAAAGAAAGCUGUUCAAAAAACCCAAAUUAUAGGCAGGAGGCAAAAUCCACGUCGGAAAAGGAAGACUUUCAGAAAAGCAGUUAAAAGAUCAGAAGGAUGGGCCUUAAAGAUGGUCCUGAAGAAGAAUCCUGUCAAACAGAAGCUGUGGGUUUCACAGGAAUCCGUGUCUGCAUCAGAGGGAGACGUGGCCGACGGCCGGCAUGCAGCUGUGGAAGAGGAACCGCAGACUCCUCAAGCUUUGGAAGCUACAGAAGAACACCAAGCCAACGCGACCAAAGGUUCCACAACCGAGAACCUCCAGUCACCUGAGGCCAGAAUGUUGGUGCUGCAAUCAGAGUUCAGCACAGUGGAUGGAGAGCGGCCGGGAGAUGAGGUUGAACCGGAGCCCCCACAGGAAGCUCAGAAUGAGCUGUUCAUUGCUUCUGAAGUGGAAGUGGACCAGAGCGGACCAGCUGGCAGGAGGUGUCUGAAGCGGGCUGCAUCCAUGACUGAAGACCAGAAUGUACAACUCCAGAAACCCUCCACUGGUGCUAACCGUCAUGUGGUAGAGGAUGAGAAGAAGCUAGUUGCAGCUGGAGCAAUGGAUGGCAGAAGCUCAGCUGUUUGUCCCAGUGCAGACACACCUGAGGGUGUGAUGGAUGCAGAAGUGUCACUCCUCAAACAUUCUUCAGAGCAGAGAGAUGACAGUGCUGUCAGUCCAGAAGAAGCAUCUCCGCCGUGUCAGUCUGUAGGUAAAGCCAUCCAGCAGGAGUCCUCACCAGCCUCUGGCCAGCCCCGCCAGCCGGCCCCAAAGCACCAGGAGAGGACCCUGAAGUUAGUAGCCAUAAACCCCUCUCAGCUGGUAAAGCGUCCGUCUGGAGACCAACCCGUUGUGGUGCUGAAUCACCCCGAUGCCGACAUUCCUCAGGUGGUGAAGAUCAUGGAGGUUGUCAGCAGGCACAGAGAGGUGCAGAAAGUGGUUUUGUCCCGUAGAACUCUGGAAGCUCUCUCAGCUUCCAGCCAUGAAACGACCCCGGAAGAAGCUUGGACCGGACCUGCACGGCCGGGGGAUGGCCCGGUGCAGGAAAGGUUCACCUUGAAGUUUAAAUUCCGUCGCUUGAACAGAAAGAAGUAUGAAAUAGUGGGCAUAGACUCGCCCAGCAGGGAUUUUGCGGUGAAGUUCUCCUGCUGGUUUUGUGGGCGGAUCUUCACAUGUCAGGAAACCAUGAUGAGCCAUCGGCAGCGGCAUCUGAUCGAGUGGAAACGGCCAAACUGUGAAAACUCUUAAAAGUCUCCAACACUGGACACACGAGUCUGGAAAAAGACUUUGCAAUACACUUUUUUAAGUCUUAAUUGUGCUCUGCGUUUGUGAAUAAUCGUUUGCCUCCUGGGGGUUCCCGUGCUCAGGGUAAUUGAACCUCUCCUUUCCCACGUAGCUGGAGACGAGCUCUUGUAGAUUAACCUGUAAAGCCACAACCAUGGGGUGUUUAUAAUCGUUUCUAUUUUGUCUACACAUUUCUUUAUUUAUGGUCAUUUAAGUACACUGUCAUGUUGAACCCUAUAAAGAACACUGUAAUUAGUAAACUUGCCAUACUCUCAUUGGAUCAGCUGAUGGACGAGUGGGCUGCCAUAUUUGUUUUUGGGAUGUACCCUCAAGUUACUCUGAAAUACCAAAGUGUGUGUUUAAGAAAGAAAAAAAAAAGCUGUUUUAUUCUGUGUAUUUAUGGUUUAUCAUAUAUAUGCUUCAUUUAUUCAUUUUUUAAUGUGUACAUUUCUUUUGUAUAAAAUUGUGUUCAGUAAAUAUGGCAACUAUGAGAGUCAUGUGAAGUGGGAGUUAAUUUAACUGAGAUAAUUUCAAAAGCUAUUUUUUUGUGUUUUCUGAAGUCAAAUCUGCUAAAAAAAAUCAUUAAGAAAAUGUACAUUUUAUUUUGAGCUAAAUUUAACGUUUCCCCGUUUUGGAUGAUCUUUUGAUUGCACUAAGAGGAUUGGUCUUUCCCCGUUACCUCACUUUAUCAGACUCUGACAAUCUCCAGCCGCGUCCUGCUGUGGCUCCUCCCCUUCCCUUACGCUUCUCAACGAUCAGGCUGAGGCUUGACGGAUGCGGUCAGGGAUCCACGGUCGACUCCUCUUGAAUUGUGCACAAGUCCCAGUUUCUCCAUUUUUACAGUGAUUUCUGAUUGUACAUAGACCGACUGGUGGUACUGUAAACUAUUUUCUGAGAAUUUUCACCAAGUGCCUGGUUAUUAAUGUUAUGCAACCAAUGUGCACUAGUCUCAAUAGCAUUACUUUUUCAGAACAGAGAAAAGCAGUAGUUUGUAAGUUUUUGGUGGCAUUUUAUUUUUAUUUUAAAUGAAUGAGGACACGAGCAGACUUGGAACACGUACAAUCUGUUUUUCCACUCCAAAGGAUUGCUAUUAAAAAAAGGUUCUUUUCUUUGCGUUAUUGUCUCAUUCCUUGCAUUAAGUUGAGUACACUGUUUACUGACUGAACAUGGAAAAAACAAUAAAAAUGUUUGAACAGUUUUGAA